Messenger RNA from Hippocampus comes (tiger tail seahorse), 804 nucleotides. RefSeq names its product epithelial stromal interaction 1 (gene epsti1). Lineage: Eukaryota; Metazoa; Chordata; Actinopteri; Syngnathiformes; Syngnathidae. The transcript is spliced from 8 exons. The coding region runs from base 211 to 804 and encodes 197 amino acids. The record is from RefSeq and is a predicted model, not a curated record.
UUUUUAUCUGUUUGUGAAUUGAAUUCUACCAAAAAAGUUAGCCAGUAAUGUUUCUCGUGAACAGCCCGAUGCAUUUUUUUGUUCAACCAAUAGAGUGCGCUGAGAGCAGAUAUGAGGGAGCGUUGCCUUCCAUAAAUCAUUCCGACUCUGCUGACUGUGUGGCAUCAACAGUUUUGUGGCGGCGCCAGUUCGCUUACACGCUGACAGAAGAUGAAUCCGAAUCCUCGUGUCGUCGAAACUGGCGCAGAUGUUCCUUCUGACAACAACAUGGUCGGGAGGAUGAGAUGUUUAGAGGGCGUGACCAUGAUCGCUCCAAAUGAGUCUCGCCGGAAGGAGACACUAAUGAUUGCUCAGAAGGAAGAAGAUGAGCUUCAGAAAUGGAAGGAGGCUAACAGGCACACACAUGUGCAUACCACUCCAGAGAGAUUAGGUGGGAAUGCGACUUUGGCUGAAGUCAGGGAGAGACAGUUCAAGGACUUGCGUUGCUCCAAGAUGGAGAAGAAGGUACUGUUUUCUACUUGCCAAGGAUACGGCUUUACCGUAAACGGAAAACUGCGAGCAAUUGAUGCUCCCCCCCCCAAACCACAUCUCCCUUUAGAGGGCGUGACCAUGAUCGCUCCAAAUGAGUCUCGCCGGAAGGAGACACUAAUGAGUGGGAAUGCGACUUUGGCUGAAGUCAGGGAGAGACAGUUCAAGGACUUGCGUUGCUCCAAGAUGGAGAAGAAGGCUGAGUGUCUGGAGGAACAGAAGCAGGUGAAGGAGAAGAAAAGGCAAGAACAACUCCGGCAAGAUUGCGCCCAGUGA